CUGGAUUUGUGCCAAAAUUUGGAACAUGAAGGUGACAUUGUUGCCCUCUGCUUUUACCAUUUUUGGUUGGAAAAUGAUAUUACCGUGUUGAGAUUUAGAUUCUGGUAGGAUAGAGCAGUAGCACAGGAUGACGGCUUUAGAAGAGCGCAGGCGAUCCGUGGAAGAGCGGAGACGCUCUGUGGAGGCGUCGAAAGAAGCUGUCUCGAAGACGCUAUCAAUAUCAACUGGUAGGCGCAUGUCCGCGGGAGGGACCCGACGUGCGUCGAAAAUGGCACAUUCGCAGCUUUUGAACGCAAACUUCAACGAGGAGCUCGUGCGAACUUUUCGGCGACGGAGCAGCAUUCAGGCGAGCCAAGAACUUAGUGGAAGCAGACGGAGCUCGAAAACCCGAGGCAGCGUCAUGUUGGAUCCAGCGCGCCGCCGCAGUUGGAGCAGUAGCGUAAACAAGGCUGACCGACAGCGGAGUAAGAUCUACGAGACACAUGUCAUGUAAAAACGCGUAAGCAGUUCUUUUAGAUCAACUAGUUCAUUUGUUUCUUACUGCGUUUGUUUUAGAAAGAUGAGAGUGUACGUCUAAUGUGUCGGCUAGGCAGGUUGCUGCGGCUAAUUCGGAGUAAGUUCACCAAGUAGAUUGCAUUUUCAUCGCCUCUUUCAUAUUUUUCGUCGGUCUGCUGCUUAUCUUGAAUUCCGGAAGUGGCAAACGAGUAUGCCCGAUCCGUUGCUUGGCCGGAGUCACAGGUGCCCCUUCACUGGGAGAGUGAGGAUUGAGUUAAACCGUUCGCAGAUAGACGUGUCGAAGGAGCUCUUACUUCUGCAGAAGCUCGAGCAGAAACAGCUGAGCAAAGAUGUGCAACACGAGCGACGGAUUCGUGCUGAGCGUCGACGGCGGGAGCUGGAGCGCAUACCUGAUUUUCAUCUGGUGGACCUCUUUUCAGAGCGUGAAGUCGUGGGAGGUAUAAGUCCUGUCUUGGGAAAGAGUAGUCUCUGUAGUCUUACUUCUGCUUAGUCGUAUAGCAGUCUAGAAGAAGCUCGCUUUCGUCCUGAUGGCAGUGGUACCUACUGUGACUUUAUAUUUUCCGCUCUCGCAGGUCUUCCUAGCGAGCUAGCGCAGGAAUUGUAUCUGAUGAAGCCAAAGCCCUUAAUGACGCGGACAUGGAUAUUCCACGAUAUUUGGGAAGAAUCGAACAACGAAAAAACGCGGACACAGUGCAUAGAAGAGGCGUUGAGAGUGCCAGUAGUCCACAAGCGAACACUCACAGCGUACUAGACCUAGAUUAAAUGUAGGCAUACGUCAUGAAGAAGGACGCGUGCUGUAGUUUUCAGGCAGUGUAUAGAGCAUACAUAGUUCUAUGCGACGAGAUACUUACGUCGCUGUGGUCACUACUGUUACUUGAUAAGAACAUUCUGAGUUGGACAACAAAGCCUUUUUCAACUUCCAGGUGGCAGGAGUCGUUCUCGACACAGGCGACGAAUCUUUCACCCGCAGUAUCCAUGCUAUUCAUGAUCGUAUCCCUCGCCUUUACACAGGAGUUCAUGGCGUUACUUGUUGUCGACUGCGUCCUCGUGUUUUCUCUUCUAGUCACGAUCGGUUGGAACAAUUACGGCCACUUUUCCUACGUGCGUCCGCUGACCGCGCUUUUUCGGUAAGAAAUUUUAUCAGCUUUUCCAGAAAAUUAAUAUAAAUAUAUCUGCAGUGCCUGCUUGACUGCAUUUCGAUAUAGACACGGUUUUCCCCAGAUAAUAUUGACUUCGCCCCCCUGACUAUCAAUUCUGCUUUCAGGUAUCCGAUGUAUUUCUACCUUUUUGGAGCUACGCCGACACCUUUGGACUUCCUCAUGCGCGAGGACACGAUAGGAUUUUUUGGUUGCCUUUUCAUGUUCAUGUUCAUCAUUUUCGAGAUCGCUCUGGACUUUGCCGUGACGAUAACAUGGGGUGAUCGCAGGGGGUUUAUGGUUGUUCGUGAUCUAAACAGCACUUCGAAAAGCGCUGCUUCCACGCAUGUCUACGUAGUGAAGGCAAUUCCGUGGUCAAAAAGUAUUUAGUUAAAUUUUUUACGCCUUCAUUGACACUUUUCCCCUCAUCAAGAGGUGCAGUCGGAUUUUGUUUUUGAAAAACUACAUCUACAGAUUGCGUCAAGACGCUCGUCGUGUUCGUAAAGAAAGUGAGAUAGACGUUGUACCCCCCUUUAGCAAGAAUGCGAUAGCUUUAUUUUCCCUAUGGAAUUCUAUUUACCUUCAACACAGAUGCACAGUUUCAGCCUCCUAAAAUGCGAGAGGGCCACUGGGAACACCCUGGUGGCGACGUCGAUGAGGAUAUCAGCGGGAUACCAGCGGAGGAGUGGGCGAACGAUAAAACGUGCAUGAUUGUCGCAGAAUUACACGGACUCAUUUGUCAACUACUGCCAAUGACGGUUGCGGACUAUCAAGCAUUGACGACGCGACAGCUAACAGGAGAAAUGCUACAUCUAGAGUAUUAUUUUUUAGAAGCCCACAGCAUGACAACUUUUGUCCACGCUGAUUAGAUUUUUUUUGAUUCUGAAGUAGAUGCGCGCACCCUUGAAGGAAUAUUCUCGCACUGACUCUAUGUAUUUCACAAACAAGUUUUUUCUUCCUUGUCAACCGACAGAUACAUCCAGACAAACACGAUGUCUCCUGCGCACUACACGGCCAACGAGGUGGCCAAAUUCGUUGAGGCCCAGAAAGAUGCGUCCGGGUCUAGUCAAGAGGUCUUUGAGGAUGCAAUUAGAGAUAGAAUCGCUCGUGGUGUAACGUGGACCAUUCUGCCAGCACCGGAAGGACGCUGUAUUCGGCACAUGCUUCCAGUUAAACGCAGACGCAGCAAAGAGUAUGCUGAUGGCCGCAGGCAUAGCUUGGGCUUAUAGACUGGCAUGCCUCAUGUAGUACAACUAUUCAUAUGCACCCAGUAGUUUCGCCAAAGCUACGAAUCUUUGUUUAGAGUUUUGCUUCCGACCUGUUUACCUAGUUCAUCAUCCAUUAGUAAUGUUAACACGCUUGGUUAAGAACUUUUGGACUAUCUUCAUUAAAGUUUCGUUUCCGGAUAAGAAAGUGGCGUAAGUAGUUGCAAUAUUACGCCUAAAUCUCGCCUUAGGUCGCUUUAGGCGACUUCGGAAGUUUAUACAGUUACAUCGAUGAAAAUUGCACGAGUAGAAAGCUCAGUCGAGUAAUUUUGACAAUCCACAUUUUAGUAUCAUAAACUAGUACAGUUGUAGCCUACGAGGCUGCUGUGUAGAGUGAGUCCUUACUUAUACGUGGUGAACAUUUGCGGUCAAUAUCACGGCUUACAUCUGAUUUGUCUUUGUACUGCGAUUUUUCCGUAGAAGCUCUAUGGUAGGACGGUUUUGCUAACAUAAUCAAUUCUUCUCCAUACUUGUAGAUAGUUCUGGGAGGGCGGAUUUCCAUAAAGAUUGAUAAGUCAUUUUCGAGCUUCCAUAUCUGGCAUCAUGGAUAUCAUCAUUUUCGCACAUAACGGGCUCUACUAAGACUAUCAGGCAGAAAACAAUAUUCUAGUGCUGUGUUUAUGUCCCCCGCCCUUUUGAUAUUACUAUAGUUUCAUGAGUAGUGGACAAGUUCUUGCAGAGCUAUAUUUCGGCUGAUGGCAUACAGAGCUGAUCAGAAUCUAAUGCUAAAAUGGACUCACAUACUGGUGCUCCUUUCUAAGCAGUAUGUCCCGACUUGUUGUUUAGACAUAAUGAUAUUGCCUCGUUUCGAAAAUAAGGUUUCGUCGUGCAUAAGUAAGUCAUCACAUCAAGAAAAUGCGACUCUCGUCGAAG
Amoebophrya sp. A25 is the source of this 3790-nucleotide messenger RNA. Lineage: Eukaryota; Dinophyceae; Syndiniales; Amoebophryaceae. The record is from the annotation of a GenBank genome assembly.